Molecule: messenger RNA, 564 nt
Organism: Mercenaria mercenaria
Lineage: Eukaryota; Metazoa; Mollusca; Bivalvia; Venerida; Veneridae
Product: hemoglobin subunit pi-like
Exons: 1
Coding region: 1-564 (187 amino acids)
Molecular function (GO): oxygen binding; heme binding
Source: RefSeq, a predicted model, not a curated record
AUGGGUUGUUCAUUGUCUACAGUUUCAAAAAGUCAAAUUGCACAGAAAAAUGGAAUACCUGUGAAAAGCGACUGUAGUGACAUUACAGAGCGUCAAAAAGUUCUCAUAAAAAAAACAUGGAACGUCGUUUCAAAUGAUAUGCCAGGCGUUGGUGCCAAAAUAUUCCUCAGGAUAUUUACAAUAAAACCAGCAAUAAAACAGAUCUUUCCCUUCCAUGAUGUAACAGGAGACGCACUAUUAAGAGAUGGUCAGUUUCGAGGACAUGCUUCUCGGUUCAUGCAGGCGGUCGGUGCAGCGGUAGACAAUAUCAAUGCUUUAGACUCUGCCAUGGCGCCACUACUUUUCGGUCUUGGUCAACAGCAUAUUAAUUACAAAGGAUUUAAUGUUGAAUAUUUUAGUGUGUUUUCAAUAGCAAUAACUCACGUUUUGGAGCGAGAGCUUCGUACAAAAUUCACACCAGAAGUUGCUAUAGCUUGGGCUAAGAUGAUGGAGUUUAUGGUAUCUAAACUCAUAGAGGGAUAUCAUGAUGCAGUGAAAAAAACUAGCCACGCAAGCUUUGAGUGA